Pieris macdunnoughi is the source of this 396-nucleotide messenger RNA. NCBI's taxonomy places the organism in Eukaryota, Metazoa, Arthropoda, Insecta, Lepidoptera, Pieridae. The record is from the annotation of a GenBank genome assembly.
AUGAGCGUUGAGAUAUCGAAUUACGUUCAGUUUCGCGUCACUCUUACUCCUCCACGUGGAGGACUGUUCUCACCUCUGGGCGUGGUGAGCUCUCUGGUACCAGCUCCUUCCAAUAGACUCCCAGUAGUUAAGAACAAAGUGAGCAAGCGCGAGGAAAAAGACCUGGAAAAAGGGCAAGGUGAUCAUAUUAUCGCAGCCCGGGAGUCCUUCCCGAUAUAUCCGAAUCUACGAGUCGAAACUGUUCGAGUGGCUGUUGCUGCAGAGAAUCCAAUCAUACCUGUAGCCAAGGCCCGAACAGUUUGGUUUCCGCGGCGAACACAGCACCACGCUGCAGCUGAUGAAAGUGCUCUUAACUGCAGCCUUGGCCUCAACAAAAAGGAGGGCGAAGGCCUUUGA